Molecule: messenger RNA, 982 nt
Organism: Drosophila innubila
Lineage: Eukaryota; Metazoa; Arthropoda; Insecta; Diptera; Drosophilidae
Exons: 2
Coding region: 77-745 (222 amino acids)
Biological process (GO): actin cytoskeleton organization; muscle structure development
Cellular component (GO): filamentous actin; Z disc; stress fiber
Molecular function (GO): muscle alpha-actinin binding; actin binding
Source: RefSeq, a predicted model, not a curated record
GGACGUGAAGUUGUCGCGUCAGUUUUGCCACACGGCGUCCAAUUGCGGUUGGGGAUUUUUUUGCUGAAAGGCAAUCAUGUUCGACUCGAAGAUUAAGGUGCCCAAGUAUGACUCGGAGGCGUUCGACAAUGUCGAGUACGAGCUGCAGAUGACCUACACCCUGGAGACAGAUCGUCGCAUCAUGAGCUUCUAUGAUGCCAUGUGGGGCAUGGAGGUAACUGGCGGCAUCGAUCAGUUUGAGCCCCUCACCAUUGUGAAUGUCUCGCCAACGGGUCUGGCCAAGCGCGGUGGCAUGCGGAUCGGUGAUGAGAUUACCCAGAUCAACGAUGUGCCCGCCUUGGAGAUGACCUUCAAUGAGGCAUUGCAGCUUUUUCGCAAAUCAUCGCGUUAUGUGCGUGUCUAUGUGCGUGGUGAUGAUGAUGUGCCCGGUGAGGAGGAUUGGACGUGUGACUGCUGGUUCAGGCCCAGGAAGCCAUGGAAGCGCGACUUUACGCCCAUUCAGUGGACCUUCCCGUGGAACGAUCGACGUAAGCCGGUCUACAAGGAGUCCAACUGUUUCAUGGUGCCCAGCAAAAUGGAGGAGAAGAUCAGGGCACGACGUGCGGCCACUUCAGCGGUACACAAGAAGGAGGAUGCAGCGCCCCACACGCGCUCCCUGACUCCUACGCCCAGGCCCAAGAAUCAACCCGGACCCAAUCUACUCGAGAGUGUGCUCCGACCACGUGGACCACCGCCCAGGGAUUAGGAAUCGCUAAAUGAUCCAGCCAAAGUUGGACGAAUCUACCAGACAGCAGGCAGUGCUGAAACCGCUGCAGUGCGUCAGAAUCUUCAUGACAAGAUAAUUAAUUGUCGCCUGGCAGACAAUUAUAUUUCCAAUUCACAGAUCAGUUGAAGUGACAUUUGAAAAGCACACAUUGUCAUUAUCUAAUUUGAUAAAGAUAAUAGCAUAAAUAAAUGGCGUUGAUCCGUAUUAAAGAAAUUA